Messenger RNA from Odobenus rosmarus divergens (Pacific walrus), 3800 nucleotides. It is a transcript of the gene SART3, whose product is annotated as squamous cell carcinoma antigen recognized by T cells 3. Gene Ontology annotation, molecular function: protein binding; RNA binding. The record is from RefSeq and is a predicted model, not a curated record. Gene Ontology annotation, biological process: mRNA splicing, via spliceosome. Gene Ontology annotation, cellular component: nucleoplasm; cytoplasm; ASAP complex. NCBI's taxonomy places the organism in Eukaryota, Metazoa, Chordata, Mammalia, Carnivora, Odobenidae. The coding region runs from base 22 to 2913 and encodes 963 amino acids. The transcript is spliced from 19 exons.
GGGAGUCACUGGAAGCGCAAGAUGGCGACGGCGGCCGCAACAUCGACUUCAGAAACGGAGGCUGAGCCCAAGGCCGGGCCCACCGCAGAGGGCGAGGAGGAUGACGUUAAGACGGCUAGGACGAGGAGGAAGGUGUUAUCACGGACCGUGGCCGCUGCGACGUACAAGGCCGUGGAGCCCGGGUGGGACCAGCCGGAGGAAGGUGUGAGUGAGAGCGAUGGGGACGAGGAGUACGCCAUGGCUUCCUCCGCGGAGAGCUCCCCCGGGGAGUACGAAUGGGAGUAUGACGAAGAGGAGGAGAAGAACCAGCUGGAAAUCGAGCGUCUGGAGGAGCAGCUGUCUAUCAAUGUCUAUGACUACAACUGCCAUGUGGACCUGAUCCGGCUGCUCCGGUUGGAGGGGGAGCUUACCAAAGUGAGGAUGGCUCGCCAGAAGAUGAGUGAGAUCUUUCCUUUGACUGAAGAGCUCUGGCUGGAGUGGCUGCAUGACGAGGUCAGCAUGGCUCUGGACGGCCUGGACAGAGAGCACGUGUACGACCUCUUUGAGAAAGCUGUGAAGGACUAUAUUUGUCCUAACAUUUGGCUAGAGUAUGGCCAGUACUCAGUCGGUGGAAUUGGUCAGAAAGGUGGCCUUGAGAAAGUCCGCUCUGUGUUUGAAAGGGCGCUCUCAUCAGUUGGCUUACAUAUGACCAAAGGACUCGCCAUCUGGGAGGCUUACCGGGAGUUUGAAAGUGCCAUUGUGGAAGCUGCCCGGCUGGAGAAAGUCCACAGUCUCUUCCGGCGACAGCUGGCGAUCCCACUCUAUGAUAUGGAGGCCACAUUUGCAGAGUAUGAAGAGUGGUCGGAAGACCCAAUACCAGAGUCGGUGAUUCAGAACUAUAACAAAGCACUACAGCAGUUGGAGAGUUACAAACCCUAUGAAGAAGCACUGUUGCAAGCAGAGGCGCCCAGGCUGGCUGAAUAUCAAGCGUACAUUGAUUUUGAGAUGAAAAUUGGUGACCCUGCUCGUGUGCAGUUGAUCUUCGAGCGUGCCCUGGUCGAGAACUGCCUUGUCCCAGACCUGUGGAUCCGCUACAGUCAGUACCUAGAUCGGCAGCUGAAAGUAAAGGAUUUGGUUUUAUCUGUACAUAAUCGUGCUGUUAGAAACUGCCCGUGGACAGUUGCCCUAUGGAGUCGUUACCUCUUGGCCAUGGAAAGACAUGGAGUUGACCAUCGAGUGAUUUCUGUGACCUUCGAGAAAGCUUUGAGUGCUGGCUUCAUUCAGGCCACUGAUUAUGUGGAGAUUUGGCAGGCGUACCUUGAUUACCUGAGGAGAAGGGUUGAUUUCAAACAAGACUCCAGUAAAGAGCUGGAAGAGCUGAGGUCUGCAUUCACUCGCGCCUUGGAGUAUCUGAAACAGGAGGUCGAGGAGCGUUUCAAUGAGAGCGGAGAUCCAAGCUGUAUGAUCAUGCAGAACUGGGCUAGGAUCGAGGCUCGACUGUGCAAUAAUAUGCAGAAAGCUCGGGAACUCUGGGACAGCAUCAUGACCAGAGGGAAUGCCAAGUAUGCCAACAUGUGGCUCGAGUAUUACAACCUGGAAAGGGCACACGGUGACACCCAGCACUGUAGGAAGGCCCUGCACCGGGCUGUCCAGUGCACCAGCGACUACCCGGAGCACGUCUGUGAAGUGUUGCUCACCAUGGAGAGGACAGAAGGUACUCUAGAAGAUUGGGAUAUAGCUGUUCAGAAAACCGAAACUCGAUUAGCUCGUGUUAAUGAGCAGAGAAUUAAGGCUGCGGAGAAGGAAGCAGCGCUUGCCCAGCAAGAAGAAGAAAAGGCCGAACAGCGGAAGAGAGCGCGGGCCGAGAAAAAAGCGCUGAAAAAGAAGAAAAAGACCCGAGGCACAGACAAGCGCAGAGCAGAAGAGGACGAUGAGAAGGAGUGGGGUGAUGAUGAAGAAGAGCAGCCUUCCAAACGCAGAAAGGUGGAGAACAGCACUCCUCCAGCCGGGGAAGCACAGGGCCUGGAGGCAGAAACGGGACUCUUUGGGAAGAGUGCACCUGUAGACGUUGACCCCCCCUCCAAGCAGAAGGAGAGGGCGGCCGCCCUCAAGAGGGACGUGCCCAGGGUGCCCCAUGACAGCAGCAAGGACAGCAUCACCGUCUUCGUCAGCAACCUGCCCUACAGCAUGGGCGAGCCGGCUGUGACGCUCCGGCCGCUCUUUGAGGCCUGUGGGGAGGUGGCAGAGAUCCGCCCCAUCUUCAGCAACCGGGGCGAUUUCCGAGGCUACUGCUAUGUGGAGUUUAAAGAGGAGAAGUCGGCCCUGCAGGCGCUGCAGUUGGACCGGAAGACUGUAGAAGGGAGGCCGAUGUUUGUUUCCCCCUGUGUGGAUAAGAGCAAAAAUCCCGAUUUCAAGGUGUUUAGGUACAGCACUGCCCUGGAGAAACACAAGCUGUUUGUAUCAGGCCUGCCUUUUUCCUGCACUAAAGAGGAACUAGAAGAGAUCUGUAAGGCUCAUGGCACCGUGAAGGACAUCAGGCUGGUUACCAACCGGGCAGGCAAACCGAAGGGCCUGGCCUAUGUGGAGUAUGAAAAUGAGUCCCAGGCAUCACAGGCUGUACUGAAGAUGGAUGGCAUGACUAUCAAAGACAAUGUCAUCAAAGUGGCCAUCAGCAAUCCCCCUCAGAGGAAGGUUCCAGAGAAGCCAGAGGCAAGGAAAGCUCCAGGUGGCGCCAUGGUGCCUCGGCAGAUUUACGGAGCGCGGGGGAAGGGGAGAACCCAGCUCUCCCUGCUGCCUCGUGCCCUGCAGCGCCCGAGCGAGACAGCCACCCAGGCCGAGAACGGCCCUGCCCCGCAGCCGGCGGUCACCGCCUCAGCAGCCGAGGCACCCAAGAUGUCCAAUGCUGAUUUUGCCAAGUUGCUUCUGAGAAAGUGAACCUGACUCCUUAGAAGGGAAAUGCCUUACUGCACACUGGCCAGGAAAAGCACCCGGCACCCAGCUGUACUCUGGGUAUGGAAGGGCCCGGGGCAGCACCCCUCCUAUGUAUUUUCCUCGGGGUUAGAAAGGGAUGAGGGUGUCCAAGGAAGGAGGCUUGAAGCACUCCCUCAUAUUGAGGGCAAUAGGAGGAAAUUGAUCACUCCAUGGGUUGGGCCCAGUGUGUAGUUUCUUAAGCUAUUUUUGUGUCUUAUAGAGUGAGAAACAGAAGUGAAACUCAAACACACCAUUUUGAGACCCGCUUGUCCAAAUGUUUUCGGCCAGCUCUGACUCUCUUUUAUAAGACACUUCUCUUACAGCCUGCACAGCUCAUGUGCCCGUCACUCUUUUAAUUUUAAAAGACAAAAUGGCAGAUGCUAGUAAUUCACCAGAAUGGCCUAUUUUAGUAAAGGGGUGGUGGGGAUAGGGGAAAUCACAUAAAAAACAUUUGGUGGAUUUUUGUUCAAGGGGGGGCUGUGCGUUUUUAUAUUAUGUAUUUGUAAAUGACACAUCAAUCCUUUGUUUUAUGUUUCCUGAAAGCAAAAUAUUUGUGACCUUUGUUUUAUAUGGGAGUUCUGUGUGCCACCUGCUGUGGACCAUUUUCUUUGCCUAGUGAUUAGUGAACCGUGUUCUUUGUCUAAAUAUUGAGUUUCAGCCCUUUGGUUUUGUUUAAAUACCAUGUCAAGUGCAAACUGAAAUUCUCCCCACUUAGCUUUGUUUAUUAAACUGAAGUUCUCUUCAAAACUUCUUGCUGAACGGUACUCAGAUGUGCAUUCAAACAUGGAUGUAUUUUGAAAUGGGUGCACUUGUCUUACCUGACAGAUGUGUAAAUAGAACUUUUGUAAGUC